Messenger RNA from Podospora anserina S mat+, 1035 nucleotides. RefSeq lists its product as uncharacterized. Bases 1 to 1035 code for a protein of 344 amino acids. The record is from RefSeq and is a predicted model, not a curated record. Lineage: Eukaryota; Fungi; Ascomycota; Sordariomycetes; Sordariales; Podosporaceae. The transcript has 4 exons.
AUGGCUACUGAUGUGAGAAACGUGGAGGAGAAGCUGGAUGAGAACCUUCUUGCCGCCCUCCCUGAGGGUGGCAAGGUGGUCUCUGUGACCCCGUCUGGGAUGAGUGACUAUUGCAACACCUUUCGGAUCGAGGUCUCCAUGCCGGAUGGAAGCAGUCAGGUGUUUUUUGAGAAGGUUGCUAACCCAGAAACAAAACUGAUGGAAUCCGCCUGGACCUCCGAAAACACCACCUACGAGUUUAUCCCAGAGCACGUGCCCCGCCCGGUCAAGAAGGGCUCCUACAAAUUUCGUCCAGACAGGCACUUCUUCCUGGCUGAAUUCAUCGAGAUGAUCGAAGACGAUAUUCCCCGUCCCGAGUCCUACAUGACAGCCAUUGCGGCUUUGCACUCCCGCAGCAUGGGCAAGUCCCCCAACGGCAAGUUUGGGUUUCCUGUCAACACCAGAUUUGGCAACCUGGAGCAGGACAACAGCUGGACGGGCACUUGGGAGGAGUACUGGACACGACAAAUGAAAGACUUUCUCCAGCGUGAAGAUGCCGCCCAUGAUGGGGAGCACCAUGCUGAGCUAGAGAGACUACGGCCUUUGUUCUUCGAAAAGGUUCUUCCUCGGUUUCUGCGACCCUUGGAGAGCGAUGGACGUUCAGUAACGCCUUGUCUUAUUCACGCUGACCUCUGGCCUGGCAACGUCAAGUAUCAGACUGAUGGCGAGACGGUCUGUGUCUACGAUGCCUGUGCCAUGUGGGGGCAUAACGAAGUUGAUUUGGGUGUUUUUCGCAACCCACGGUACCCACUCGGCAAACCGUAUCUGAAGGAGUACUGGAAGCACGUACCUAUUUCGGAACCCGAGGAGGAUGUUGACAGCAGGAAUACCCUCUACAUGCUGAGGAACCAGAUUUUGCUGUCAACCUUGUAUCCGCACGAUCACAAGCUCCGCGAGAUCGUUGUGAGCAAUAUGAAGCUGCUGGUAGACAAAGUCGAGGCCGAGGAAGCUGCUAAGAGUGGUCCUCAGACUUCUACUUACCAAUCUCGUCUCUGA